AUGGGCGAACUUUUCGAAGAUCAUUUGAGCCCGAUUGCCCCCUGCCCCGGUGUCUCACCGUUCCGCCAUCGCUCACAAACACCCGGCCACGAUGGCGGUGACCACAGAGAUGCCGCCUCCGUGCCGUGCGGUGGUGGUGGCGCUGUGAAGGUAGCUGUUGUGGUGCUACUGUGCGCCGUUGCUACCGUCCUUGCCAGCCGGCCAGAGUCCGGACCAGCAAAGACCGGUAAAGUCACCGCCGACAGCGUAACCGCUGUUAGCGGUCCGACCGCUAAACAAUCCGUCGUCAGCACGGCUCCAAACAGUAGCGCCAAGAAGGCGUCGUCGCAUGGAAAGCGUGAGGUGGCCAGCUACGGAUACGGAGCGCACUUUCCGCAGCACAGCCGGUACAGCUUGGGAGCCCAUUCGGGACAUCCGUUGUCGUCGGAACUGUACGCACCGGCGACCGGUCACGGAGCGUACAGUUACAGCAUUCCGCAGCAUUCGUCCUUCCCGGUGCACGGAUCGUACGGCGGAGGACACAAACUGUUUGCCAGCCCAGCGGCCAGUCUGAAGUACAGUCAGCCAGGAGGAUCAUCGCAUGCCUUCUUCGCACCGAUUGUCCACCAUCACCAGCCACAAGCGCAUUCAUUCAGCGGAUUCUCCGAACCGAUCGGUCAUCCGAUCAAGUAUGGUAGCAGUUUCAGUUCGAACGAUCUCACCGACAUCCUAAAGAAGCUCCAAUCGGUUGGUCCACUUACGAUCAAAGCCAUCCCCAGCAGUUUCGCUUAUGGAUCGUUUGGAGAUCACCACGAGCAUGCCAGUCCGCUGUUGUUCGACAGUAACUCGUUGCACUUGAAACCGACGGCGUUCAAGGUGCAAGAGUUCCCUAGUUUCCACUCGGGCUUACCACAAGCAGCUGCUCUAACCGCUCCUGGACCGGGUCCAACAUCUACUUCCUCGACUUACGGACAUCUUUCGCACUCGGUGGCCUAUGAACCAUCGUACGCAAGCGGUGUCAAGGGUCUACGUCACUAUUCCACACCGAACGUACCGGAACGGGAUCUUUACUCCGGCAACAAGUACAUCUCCUCCAUUUCUCUGCAACAACCGUCCAGUGCAACGAUGGUUUCUCCACUCCAUACCUCGGUACACUCGACCUUCAGCACCCAGAAACCGUUUAAACCAUCGACGUACCUUGGUUCCUCGCAUGAAACCAUCUCGGCACCUUCCAAUUCCCAUGCCCAGACGCAUCCAAUUCCCACGGGAUCCUAUCUGGCGCCAUCGCUCCAGUAUCUUCCCGCCGUUAGCAGCAAGCAGCCUCAUCAUACGCACAAGCUAAGCUACGAUUCACCGGCCAAGCACGGUUAUCUGCCACCGGCACCACCAACAACCAAUGCUUAUCUGCCACCACUGUCACAUUCCAAACCGCCACCAGCCAACGGUUACCUGCCUCCCGUGUCCGCUGCUGGCCAAUCCAACUACAUCCCACUCCACACGUCGGCCGGUUCCUCUUCACCGGGUUCACACGAGGAUACGGUUCGUAGCAAACCGAUCGAGGUCCAGCAUCAUCACCAUUAUCAGCAACAGCAGCAGCAGCAUCAUGAGGAAUCUCACGAGAGCAUCGAUUACAGUGGGGCAACUGCCGCUGCUGCACCAACGCCAACCGCUGCACCUGCUACGCACCACUGGAAGCAUUAA
Anopheles aquasalis is the source of this 1680-nucleotide messenger RNA. RefSeq lists its product as uncharacterized. The record is from RefSeq and is a predicted model, not a curated record. Lineage: Eukaryota; Metazoa; Arthropoda; Insecta; Diptera; Culicidae.